CAGCGUCACCCAACUGUUUUAUGUGGGGAAGUAAAACGGAGCGUAAAUCUGGUGUCUCUUUCAUUAUUAGUGUAUAUGUUAGGUUUAUUUUGGGCGUUGUAAGUGAGUUAAAUAAGAUAGUAAAACAGUUCGUCCGUUAAGUUUCAAGAUGUCAUCAAAGAAAGCAAAGAAGCCCGAGGCAGAGCAGCAUGUAGACGCAUCGACGGCGGAUGAAUCACACAGAGAGAUGCUGUUAGUGUUACAGCAAGAACAUGAUGCUCUUACUGACAACCUAAACGCAUUGAAGAUCAGGCUUGAACAACUACGAAGAGAAAAUGAGUUUCUUCAGAACGAGGCGGAUAAAACCAGCAUGGAAAGUAAGGAAUACAUCACAUAUCUGUCAAAGAGAGCAGAAAAGAGACAGAAUGCAAAAGUGACUCUAAGUACUCAGAGCCAUCUGGAGCUGGAGGAGCUGAAGAGACAGAGACAGAAAAUGCAGGAGGAACAUGAGAAACAGACCAACGAGUUAAAGAGGAAGAUUAUGCAGAAGGAAAAUUACCUAGCUCUACUGAAUAAAGAAAUUACAGACCUAAAAGAGUUAAAGACUCUAAAACAGCAGCAGACAUAUCGUAUAGCUGAGCUGGAGAAGGAGCUGACUGCCAUGCAAUGUCAUCAUUCAGAGUCAAUGGUGGCUCACAAAGCGGACCUUCUUAAAGAUAAGAGGAACUAUGAGCAGCAGGCCAAAGACAAGUUGCAAAAUCUGAACACCUCAACCAUCAGCGAGUCAUCGCGCUGCCUGAUGACCCACAUAAAGAAUGUUUUUGAGGAGAACCAGCAUCUUAGAAAGACUCUAAAACAGCUGGUCCAAAGUUAUCACGAUCUAUACAAACAACAGGAUCUUUUGCAGACAAAACGUCAGCAAUUGCUACUGGAGAGAGAUUAUGUACAGUGGCUUCACUGCCAGCGGUUUUCCUCACAUUCAAAACCAACAACUUCAAACACACAAAACCCUUGAGAUCAACCACCGCAACCCUGUAUCACGAAAUGAUGUACCUAUAGUCAAGUAAUUUUGUGAGUGUUUUCCGUGACACUGACACGUUUUUCCGCCUUUUUGCGUGAACAUGUCACGUAUUUCUGUGAACGUGUCACUGUCACGUAUUUGUUACCCAACUGUUUUGUCCUAUUUUCAAACCAUUGUCGCUUCGGUCAACACAGAUGAGUUGUCACAACUUAUAAAAUAUAGUUGAAAAAAGUCAACUUAAUUUUAUAAGUUAUAACAACUCACCUGUAGUUAUAACAACUCAUCUCUAGUCAAGAUAAAUAAUAGUAAGUUGAAAUGACUUGUAAAUCCGAGUUGAUUCAACAAAAAUUUUGAAGGCAGCAAAGUAUUUUUUACAGUGUACCUUUUUUCAUGAUUUAUUUUUUAUAUUUUUUUAUUUUUAAACCAUUGUCGCCUGGCAUUAGGGUUAGAGAUGGGUUUGGGUAAGGAUGUCAUUUUAUGUAAAUCUAACCUUAAACCGAAGCGACAAUGGUUUGAAAAUAGGACAAAACAGUUGGGUAACAAAUACGUGACAGUGACACGUUCACAGAAAUGCGUGACAUGUUCACGCAAAAAGGCGGAAAAACGUGUCAGUGUCACGGAAAACACUCACAAAAUUACGUGACUAUAGGUACGUAAUUUCGUGAUAAUGGGUUGACCACCAAUUUCUGACAAGAGAUUUUCACCUGUUUAGUAAUUGUUUAAAAUCUUCAUUACUCUUCUCUGCAGUUCCAGCCUGUCAUUUAUGUUACUAAAAGGAAAAUGCUGAAACCAUUAACAACAAAGAAAGAGAAAUCUGUUUCGUUCAAUAAACGUAUGAAUGCUAUUGUAA
Molecule: messenger RNA, 1850 nt
Organism: Misgurnus anguillicaudatus (oriental weatherfish)
Lineage: Eukaryota; Metazoa; Chordata; Actinopteri; Cypriniformes; Cobitidae
Gene: ccdc166
Product: coiled-coil domain containing 166
Source: RefSeq, a predicted model, not a curated record